AUGCAAAGAAUUCGAGUUCUGACCUUAUUCAAGAAGAUCUUGCGGACUGGACGCAAUUGGGAAGCGAAAAUCCCGGAGAAAACCACCGAAGAGCGGAAGUAUAUCAGAGAAGAAGCCUUCAGCAAGUUCAAAGAGAACAAAGAAGUAAGUUCUAUACUUUUUUACUAGUUAGUUUUCAAUUUAGGUGAAGGAUCCAGAAAAAAUCAAGAAUUUGAUAGAAGAAGCAGAAAAACGAUUGGAAAUAGGUAUACAUUAUCGGUUACCCUACGAAAGACCUGUGUAUUUGCAUCCUGGAGCAUCGUACGGUAUGUGUUAGUACUUUUAUUUGCUUUAAAUUUUAGGAAUUGAAUGAAUUUUGAAAUUUAUUUUCCGUGUCGACGUCAUGGAUAAUAUGGGGGGUUUUCAGAUGUCCACGUUGAGUCAAAACAGUUCAAAAUUCGUUCCGGAGCAGCAUCAAAGCUGCCUUUCGGUGGAGGAAAACGGCGGACUUGA
This is a messenger RNA of Bursaphelenchus xylophilus (pine wood nematode), 492 nucleotides long. NCBI's taxonomy places the organism in Eukaryota, Metazoa, Nematoda, Chromadorea, Rhabditida, Aphelenchoididae. The record is from the annotation of a GenBank genome assembly.